GGGCCGCCGCCGCCGCUGCGGACAGGUGCCGCGCGAGCUCUCUCGGGUCACGGGCGGGGUCCUGGCGCUGGCUGGGGUCCGCGGAUCAGACGCACCGAGGGCGCGUGGUGAGGCUGUCCCGGCCCCGACAUGAGCAGCGUCUACCAGCAGCAGCCGCCGACCAACCCCAACUGGCCUGGCGAGCAGCCGGCCUACCUGCAGGGCGCCGGGCCGGGCGGCGGGCCGCCAUACGUGGCGCAGCCCAGCGGCGUGGGCCCGCCCAACCCGUACGCCCACUUCCAGGGUCAGCCGUACCCGGCCCAGUCGCCGACGCCGUACCCCGCUGGCCAGGGCUACCCCGGUCAGGGCUACCCGGGCCAGGGAUACCCCGGCCAAGGGUACCAAGGUCAGGGCUACCCCGGUCAGGGCUACCCCCAGGGUCAGCCGUACCCAGGGCAGGUGUACGGUCCCGGACAGCAGCCGUACCCGGGACAGGGCUAUCCGCCGGGACAGCUCCCUGGACAGUACGGCUACCAGGAGCGGCGCCAGAGCAACGACGGCCUGAGUAAGGCGGCGAUGUGCUGUGGUCUGUGCGCCUGCCUCUCCUGCUUCAACCCGUGCGAACUGAUCGGCUGUCUCACCGGGGGCUGCGACGAUAUCGGCGAUUAGGCGGCGAUGACGUCGGCGAGUGAGCGGCGGUGACCGCGGCGAGCGAACGACGGUGACGGCGGCGAGUGAGCGGCUUUGAUGGCGGCGAGUGAGCGGCUUUGAUGGCGGCGAGUGAGCGGUGAUGAUAUCGACAAAUAAGCGGUGAUGACCGUGGCGAGUAAGCGGAGAUGGCGCCGGCGAGUGAGCGGCGAUGACGUCGGCGAGUGAGCGGCUUCGACGGCGGCAAGUGAGCGGCUUUGACGGCGGCGAGCGAGCGACGGUGACGUCGGCGAGCAAGCGCUGUCAGCGCCAAAGCAACAGCGGGCCCUGGCCGGCUGCGGCGGAGAGUCCGCUGCUACUCUGGCGUGGCCAGGCGCGCUGUGCCCUGGUGGGGCGUCACAGCGAAUGGUGGCGCCGCCUUGUGCCCGUGGUUCGAUGGGGCCGUUGUGGGACACGCUGUUAGCCUGUUUGCCUCUGAACGUGACGCUGUAUUUUAGCCGACUCCGGACGUGAUUCUCCGGUGAAUUUUGAAAAAGCUGAGGAGGUGCACAUAAAAGGGUGGAUGCAUUUCCGCAAUUGAACGCAUUUCCGCAUCCAGGCGAUGAAGUCCGCCGCCGUAUCCAGUGUCAGCUCAUAAACGCACAUGAUAUAGGGCGGUAGAUACCAGACACGUCGUAAAUGAUUCGCAAUGCUGAAUGUAUGCGGGGAUAUGACCGAUGAGCUUGUAAGGGUGCAAGUUUGUGUCUAUAUUACUUUGAUAUUCUGUGACAGCCUAUAUGUUGCGAGAACUGCGUACCCAUGGGACAUUACGAGGGCAUCAUUAGUGAUUAGUGUUCGGAUCCUGCAGUUCUGCGGAUCCAAGCACGCGUCGUGCCGCCAUCUUCACGAAACUACACUUAUGUAACACGUUUGACCUACCCAGCCCAUUGCUCCCAUGUGGGAUAAGGCCUUUAGGAGAGUUGCAACAGACGUAAGCAGUGGGAGGGCGAUCGUUGUAUUGCUUCGGAAGUCCAAGUGCCGCUGCAGGCGAGGGCUGGCCUAUACCACGAGCUUUGGGGCGAAACACAACCUGCGUUUGCACCGCUGGGUAAUUAUGCGAUAUCCACUGCAUUUGUCUGUGAUUCGUUCGGAAACAACACGAUGCUGUGAAAUA
This is a messenger RNA of Pollicipes pollicipes, 1780 nucleotides long. Its product is annotated as cysteine-rich and transmembrane domain-containing protein B. The record is from RefSeq and is a predicted model, not a curated record. NCBI's taxonomy places the organism in Eukaryota, Metazoa, Arthropoda, Thecostraca, Pollicipedomorpha, Pollicipedidae. Bases 130 to 648 code for a protein of 172 amino acids. The transcript is spliced from 3 exons.